This is a messenger RNA of Penicillium crustosum, 2328 nucleotides long. RefSeq names its product ubiquitin C-terminal hydrolase family protein. Gene Ontology annotation, molecular function: cysteine-type endopeptidase activity; cysteine-type deubiquitinase activity. Bases 1 to 2328 code for a protein of 775 amino acids. The transcript is spliced from 5 exons. Gene Ontology annotation, cellular component: nucleus; cytosol. NCBI's taxonomy places the organism in Eukaryota, Fungi, Ascomycota, Eurotiomycetes, Eurotiales, Aspergillaceae. Gene Ontology annotation, biological process: protein deubiquitination. The record is from RefSeq and is a predicted model, not a curated record.
AUGAGUGGAAUCCAUCGGUUUCUGACGCGUCGCGAUCGGCACAAUAAGUUGAACAAGCAAAGCAAAGAAGAGGCAUCUAAUAUACUUUCGCGUCCUCUAUUCCAUGGAAUCUUCAAGUCAGAGACGACUCUGGCUGAUAGUGACGAGCAUGAGAAGAAGGUCAAAGCCAUUGCUCAGCGGAUUAAACAACUUGGAAUCACCGCGUUAGAUGAAGAGCACAUGAAAUAUGCAUUGCGAACCGCACAAGGCGACACAGAGAAGGCAUUUAGCCUGCUACUUCUGCUAGAGGACUCGAUCGAAGGAAUCAUCAGGAAUUACACACCCAAUACCAAGCUCCUAGGCGCAGAGAAUCGCCAGGGAGUCACAUGCUAUUUGGACGCGCUGUUGUUCGCCAUGUUUGCGCGCCUCGAUUGCUUUGAGGCCAUUCUUUACAAAUCAUUUAAUGAUGAGCCUCGUCGAAAGCUUGCAAUCCUUCUGAGACUAUGGGUAAAUCUGCUGCGAUCGGGAAAACUCAUCACCACAGACAUGACGAAACACCUGCAGGAUGCCCUGGCAGAAUGUGGUUGGGAAGAUGCGGCCAAACUUCAGCAACAGGAUGCCUCCGAAGCAUUCACCUUCAUCACUGAAAAGUUGGAGCUGCCACUGUUGACUUUGAAGAUGGACAUCUAUCAUACUGGAAAAGAGGAUGAAAGUGAUGACCAUAAAUUUAUCAACGAGAGGCUUCUCGAGGUUGCGAUACCACCUGAGCCAACUGAUGGACACUCACUCACACUGGAAGAUUGCCUGGAAGCUUACUUCAAUAACAUGAUUGAAGUUAAACGACACAUGCAACGACGCAACACCACUAGCUCAAUCAGAUCAAUGGAUUCACUCUCUAUGUCCAAGGGGUCCACAUCACAUGUCGAAGCAGUGGAGAUCGAGACCACACCCACCAUGUCCCGCGCUCAAACAAAUUCACCCCGGGCUGAAAAAAAAACCCCCUGGUCAUCGUUCACCGAGUUCACUGAAGCCCUUGAGGCAUCUCGGACACCUGGCCGACGUGGUAGUAUUGUUCGACAGCGGUUCUUUCCCGACUCGGGUGGCGAUACAAACACCAGAGAUACCAAUCCAGAGAAGGAUCCCGGUGCAGAUCAGGAUACCAGUGGAAAUACCCAACAACGAAAGGGUUCAUACAAGAAAGAAGUCAUGAUGCCUGCGUGGCAAUUUUUCAGCUUAAUACCGUGGUAUACCGAUAAUACGCCAACAAACGAUGCGCAAGUUGCAGCCCAUUUUUCCUCAAAACGGCCGAUUCUUGGGAUGUGUUUGAAACGUUAUUCCUUUUUGCCAGACGGAAGGGCAGUCAGACUCAAUACACACAUUGAUAUACCAACCGAGAUCGGCCUGCCUCACUUCAUCCAAGAUGAUAACUUGGAUGCGGAUGCUCCUCUCUUUGGAAGUUUUAAACUCUCCUUGCAAGCUCUUGUUUGUCAUCGGGGUAACUCAGUUGACUCGGGGCAUUACAUUUCCAUUGUUCGAGGUACCAAUUGCCCCAACACCGGCACUCCUGUCACUACCGGCCCAGAAGUCCCGGAGACAACAAAACACUGGAUGCGAUUCGACGAUCUCGCAGCAGAACGAGUGACACUGGUCGACAUUGACCACGCAUUGAAAACCGAAUCUCCUUAUCUUCUGUUCUAUCAAAUUCUUCCUAUCGGUGAAGAUCCAUCUGCGCCCAACAUUCCGAAUGCACCAUCAUCUCGAGCGUCAGACGGCAGUACACUAGCCGACCAAGCAGAUUUUAGUGUUGAAGACCUUUCCGCUGACCGACCCAGUGUUGAGGUCACGGGGCCAUGUGAGAGUAAUGCGCAAACUUUAGCUAGUAUCGCAAGGCGAUCCAGCAUUGCAUUCUCAGAAACCAGCAACCCGGUCGGUCUUCACCCGCGCUCUAUUCCAUCUUCGUCACCUAGGCUGGCACCGAUGGAAGAAGGAAGCACAAAAGGGACAUCGUUCUCGCGCCGUGGGUCUCGCUCGGCCAAGAGCAAUCCCGGAAGCCGUGCCGGUAGCCAAACGGGUGAAAAUAGAAUCAGUGCCACUUUUUCACGCUUUGCUGAACGGCUUAGCCGGGAUAGAAUUAGCAAUGAUGGAUUUGCCGAGGAGAAUGAAGGGAAUGAGUCUGCAUUGGAAAUUGAUGACACUGUGGACGAUAUGAAACUUGGGCCGGCCGCCUUUGAGAACAAGGAGAAGCGUGGAAGAGGCCGAACGAAGGAUCGUGAGAGGAAUAAAGGGAAGGCAAAGGAGAAAUCCAAGGAGAAGACCAGGAAAUUGGAUCGGGAAUGUGUAGUGAUGUGA